Benincasa hispida (wax gourd) is the source of this 1199-nucleotide messenger RNA. RefSeq names its product peroxidase 21-like. Gene Ontology annotation, molecular function: heme binding; peroxidase activity. Gene Ontology annotation, biological process: response to oxidative stress; hydrogen peroxide catabolic process. NCBI's taxonomy places the organism in Eukaryota, Viridiplantae, Streptophyta, Magnoliopsida, Cucurbitales, Cucurbitaceae. The record is from RefSeq and is a predicted model, not a curated record.
UCUCACUAUAUAUAGCAAAGAGCCUAGCAUUUGGUUAAUGCACCAAAACAAAAAGAAAUCAUUAGUAAAGAUGUCUCUUGGGAGCUUAAAAUUUGUGUUUCUUCUAUUAUCCUUCCUCUUCCUUUUCAAUUUUGGGAAAAGCCAACAACUUAUUGUAAAUUACUACAAUCAAAGUUGCCCAAAAGCUGAAGAUAUAAUCAAAGAGGAAGUUUUUUCUUUAUACAAAAGACAUGGAAACUCAGCCAUUUCAUGGAUUAGAAAUCUCUUCCAUGAUUGCAUGGUCAAGUCAUGUGAUGCAUCUCUUCUGUUAGAGAUGAAAAAGGAAGAAGGUGUAAUUAUAUCAGAAAUGAAGUCUUCAAGAAGUUUUGGGAUAAGGAAUCUCAAAUAUGUUAAUAAAAUCAAACAAGUCCUUGAAAAUGAAUGCCCCAACACUGUUUCUUGUGCUGAUAUUAUGGCUCUUGCUGCAAGAGAUGCCAUUGUUCUGUUAGGGGGGUUGGAGAUGGAAAUGAAAACAGGAAGAAGAGAUGCCAAAGAAAGCUAUGGAGGAAUAGUGGAAGAAAUGAUUCCAAAUCAUAAUGACUCUCUUUCAUUGGUUCUUUCUCACUUUCAAGAUAUUGGAAUUGAUGCUCAAGCUACUGUUGCUCUUCUAGGAGCUCACUCGGUGGGUCGAGUCCACUGUGUAAACCUAGUAAACCGACUCUAUCCGACCGUGGACCCAACUUUGGAUCCGGAUCACGCAGAGUAUCUAAAAGAAAGGUGCCCGAACCCGAACCCAGACCCGAAGGCAGUCCAAUACGCUAGAAACGAUUUGGAAACCCCGAUGGUGUUGGACAACAAUUACUACAAAAACGUAUUGGGCCACAAGGCCCUUUUGUUAGUGGACCAGCAGUUGGGCUCAAGCCCAAUAACUCUUCCUUAUGUCCAACAAAUGGCCUCCAAUAACACCUACUUUCUGGCUCAAUUUGCUAGGGCAUUGCUCUUGCUGUCUGAGAACAACCCUCUCAGUGAUGAAGAAGGAGAGAUUAGGAAGGAUUGUCGACGUGUCAACAUUUGAUAGGUCAGAAAAUGGUGAGAGAGAGAAGUUUGGUUGUGUGAUAUACAAUAUGGUUUAAUAUGUACCUUUUCAUACUAUAUCAGAAACUAUGCAAAUUUAUAUUGGGGGAUGUGGUUUUAUUAUGAGCUCAAUUUGAAUUUAUAUA